Molecule: messenger RNA, 3484 nt
Organism: Amyelois transitella
Lineage: Eukaryota; Metazoa; Arthropoda; Insecta; Lepidoptera; Pyralidae
Product: organic cation transporter protein
Exons: 7
Coding region: 209-1819 (536 amino acids)
Biological process (GO): transmembrane transport
Cellular component (GO): membrane
Molecular function (GO): transmembrane transporter activity
Source: RefSeq, a predicted model, not a curated record
GAAGCCGACUUGCAUCGCAACCGGCAGCACGUAUUGUUCCAAACACGAAAAAUCGUGCCAAAUAAAGUAUUCCAAUUCAUAUUUUGUUACAAUAUUGUGAACACGUGAAAUUUGAGGUUAUAAAUGUGAAACGGAAGCUUUUAUUUGCCAGACAAUUCUAAGCAUUUUACACGGCUGCGUUACAAAGUUGAUUUAACCUGUAAGAGCCAUGGAGGAGGGUAUGAAAGAAAUCAAUUUGGACUCAAUAUUGGAAAGUCUCGGCCCGUACGGCCGAUACAAUCUGCUGAAUUUCGUACUUCUGCUUUACCCUGUGCUGUUGAGCAGCUUCUUCGAGUGUGGGUUCAUUUUUGAAGCCCAGGAGCAGUAUUAUAGAUGUGAGGUGCACGGCUGUGAGCAGAGAUUCAACGAUACCUCUUGGCUUAACUACACCAUACCUUUGAACCCCGCGACCUUCAAACCAGACCGGUGUCUGCGAUACGCGCCAGUGACCAAUGAUACCAACCUCCAGUGUCAGAAGGAAGAGUUUACUAACUUGACUGUACCAUGCGAGAGCUACGUGUAUGAAGAAGGACACUCUUUUGUUAAAGAGUUCAAUUUAGGUUGCCAGGAAUGGAAACGAGCCUUGGUUGGGACGAUCCACAAUUCUGGAAUGUUCAUGUCGAUGCUGUUUACUGGAGCCAUUUCUGAUAGAUUUGGAAGGCGAGUGGCCGUGGGCUUUGCCUCCCUCGGAAGUCUGAUCUUCGGCCUGUCCCGGGCUUUCACCCCGACUUACAUAAUGUAUGUGAUCAUGCAUUUCUUGGAGGCAAGCACUGGAGGGGGAUUGUAUGCGUCUGCUUAUGUUUUUAUUAUCGAAUUAGUCGGAAAGAAGCAGCGCGUCAUAGUCUCCGCUAUGUGCAACAUGGUGUUUGUCAUUGGCGUGGUCCUCAUCGCGCUCCUUGCCUGGGUGGUUGACAACUGGAGGACCUACGUCAUCAUACUGUACUGCCCUGCGAUCCCAGUCAUCAUCUACAUGUGGUUCACGAACGAAAGUGCCAGAUGGCUCCUCAGCAAAGGCAAAAAAGACGAAGCUGUGAAAGUCCUCAAAAGGGCUGCCAAAAUAAACCGCCUAGAUCCUCGUAAAUUAGAAUUAGAUAGCUUAGCAAAUCCACUGUUGAAACCACAGAAUCAGACAGACGACAAGAAAUCGCAGCUGUCGAAAGCUAUACGAUCAGUGAUCAUAUGGAAAAGAUUGUUGAUAUGUUCGUUUAUGUGGCUGACUUGUUCUUUAGUGUAUUACGGACUGUCUAUAAACUCAGUGUCGUUGAGUAGCAACAGGUAUUUGAGUUUCAUGUUAGUGGUGUUAGUAGAAAUACCUGCAUAUGUCGUGGUGGUGAUUGUGCUGGACAAGUACGGGAGGAAGAAGACGUUGAUCACCACAUUCAUCAUCUGUGCUGUCACCAGCUUGCUGUUCGCAUUUUUGCCAAGAUCGGAUCUCUGGUCGCUGCCGCUGUACCUCAUCGGCAAAUGGAGCGUGACCUUGGCCUACAGCUCCGUUUACAUCUACGUUUCGGAAGUCUUCCCCACCAAUAUGAGGCAGACCUUGAUCAGCGUGUGUUCUACUGCCGGUAGAAUUGGAUCUUUACUUGCUCCUGUGACGCCAUUAUUGUCCCAGUACCACAAAUCCAUGCCGACUGUGAUUUUCGGCAUCAUGGCUACACUAUCCUGUCUCCUGGUGUUUCUCUUGCCAGAAACCAGGAACAUGAGACUGCCAGACACGAUCGAAGAGGCUGAACAGCUGUGCGGGAAAAACAAAGUGAAACGAACAGAAGAUGUGUCGUGAAUUGCGAAUGACUUGGCUGCGUUUUGCCGUGCACCUUAAUUUGAUAAACAGCUACCAAUGUGAUUAAACGUCACUGACCUGAAAUUAUGAUGCGCUCCAUUCAUGUUAUGUUUUCAAAUGUAUUUUUGAAAGGUUAUUUUUAAUUAAGUUAGAUAUUUUUUUAUCUACAUAGAGUCAUAUAAAAAUACAAAAUUCAUAUUUUGACACUCUCACUUGAUUGUGUAAUUAUUCAGCGUAGUUAUUAAAAUAAUUAUUUCAGGUCAGUGAAACUUAUAGAUGGAACACUUUUGGAUCUGAAAAUAUUAUAUCUUCGAAAUAUUUAAAAAGUCGCAUUUUGCAAAAACCAAACUUAAUUCUAAACACAAACACAGGCAUUUUAGAUAUGUUUUUUGUUUUCUAUUUAUUUAAAUUAAAAACAUUGCGUUUUCGCUCGUCAUAUUUUCUCAAAUUUGUAAAAUAAAUUCUUCACAAUAAAUUUAUAGCAUAGCAUACAACUAUUAAUUUAAAACUCCUGAACUGUUUUUUUUUUUAUUGCACUAUUUGACUUCAAUUGAAUCUACUUCUAAACAGCAAGCUUGAUUGGUACACAAUUUAGCAGUUAUACCUAUUUAGUACUGUAAUUGCAAAAUUUUAUAUUUUUUGCAAUCAAGCGAGUAAUUAUUUUGUUGCUCGAAUUAAGAACGACUUCCACUACUUUAAUAAGUCAAUUCACACUGGAGACCAGAGACGAAGACCAGACAAAGCUAAUUAAAAAUGUGUCAUGUCUCGUCUCGUUGUGAACUGACCCUUAGUGAUGCUUUGAUUGAUCUUAAUAUUGGCAUAAUGUUUCACAGUAUAAUAAAAUUAGAAGAGAGCGCUGUACGCCAUUUUGAUAUUUAUUUCAUUUAUGAAGUUGACUUGUUCUAUUUCUGUUGCUAGGAAAAAAGAAUAGAAUACUUUACAUGUAGAAUCUUGAUAAACUUAUUUAUGAAUAUUUUCAAUCAUAAAUAUCUAUAUAAAAUAUUGUUUCGCAGACCGUGUCACAGUGUCUAAUAUAUAUAGUAGGAAAUAAUGUAAUGUACAAAAUACUGCAAAAUAUAACAUUACUAGCUUUUGUCUGUAACUUUGUCCGCGUGGUUUCUUUUUUCGCAAUAAAAGGUAGCAGAUGUUCAGUGGCUUAGGCGUGAAAGUACGAAAACAGACUGGGUUACUUUCACAGUUAUAACAUUAGUAGGGAUUAAUGUAAAAUUACAUUCACGACUAAAAAAAUUUUGUAAUCAUUGGCCAACGGUGCCACAGAUAAAACUUGUUUUUUAGAGAUACAUUAGUAUACCCUAUUUUUAUUUACAGCGACUUAAUCAUUUACUUAAGUAUUUGUAGUUUUCUUACUAUUUUACAAAAUUUUAUAACUUUUUUAUUACUAUUUAUCUUAACAGUAACAUUGCAAGGAUUUACGCUAUUAGGUAUAAAAAUAUAUUUAAAAAAAAGCAGUAUUUUAGUGAUUUAACACAUAAGUGAUUUGAAACAUUUUAAUUUAUUCCGAAUCUAAAAUGGGACCAAUUAUAUAUGUAGUGAUUCAGGUACUAUAAUUCCUUAAAAAAUACAUAACAAAUUAAAAAGACAAAAAAAAACAGUUUUGAAAAUUUUUUUGAUAUCUUUUAUCGAUUUAUGAUAAACCCAAAAAUA